Messenger RNA from Saprolegnia parasitica CBS 223.65, 1635 nucleotides. RefSeq lists its product as hypothetical. Bases 1 to 1635 code for a protein of 544 amino acids. The transcript has 9 exons. The record is from RefSeq and is a predicted model, not a curated record. Lineage: Eukaryota; Oomycota; Saprolegniomycetes; Saprolegniales; Saprolegniaceae.
AUGAAGACUUCGUGGCCCAAGUUCACGUCCGGCACGCAGCGGCUCGCCGUGGCAUUCGUCAGCCUCUACACGAUGGCAGUGACUAUGGUCCUUCUUCUCCAGCGCCGAUCCUCCCAUGUCGUCACAAGUACCACGCUUCGCGCCGCCAAAGUGACCACGUCGCUCCACCACGCGCAUUGCAGCUACCAAAGCAACGCCUUCGCGGCACACGCGCGGCCGUCCAUGUCGACCACGCGCUCGUGGCGCGAUUGCCUACCGCUGCGCUCGGUCAUUUGCGGUGUUGCCGCUGGCGACCAAGACUCGCUGCUCACGCAGCACCCGCCGUGUCGGUCGGCAGUCUUGCAUCACUUGCUUGUGACGACGAUGGCGGCGAUGGAAGCCCGCGGUCACGUAGCCCUGCCGAUCGGGGCAGCGCUGGAACACAUGUGGGAGCAUGGCGCGCUGCCGCCGGCGACGCCUGUCCUCGACAUGCUCACGAACGCAACGGCCGACGUUACCGACUGGCUCUGGGCCCGCGGUCUGGCCCACUUUUACGACAAGAACGCGGGCGAUAUUACGUGCCUCGCCGCCCACCACCCACUCGCGAGCCUCCUCUACGCUGGCAACGCAGCGUCGUACGAGGUGCCACCGCACGUCCGCUGGUCGCGGAUCGAGCCCAUGACGAACGACAACGCCAAGUUUCGCAUAUCGCCACAACAUGAGCACGCUUACAAGUACGCGCAGCUGACGCCGCCCACGUGCUUGCGACUGUACAACGUAUCGAUAUUCGCACCGGCGCACCCACCGACAUUCUUUACGGCGGCCCGCGGCAUGCACGACCACGACGGCGAAGCUGCCAUCUACCCGAACCCUCUCUGCCAAGCGCUUUGCCAAAACGACACACCACUUAUCGCUCGCAACGUGACGCCCAACGUCGCUCGAUGCCCGCUGCGCGCUGACGCAUUGUACGACGCGCGGCUCGCCACGUUUCUGAAGGACCCGAUCCCGCUACGUCUCGACGCUGCCCACGUCCAACACCUGGCUCCGUUUCACAACACGACCAAGCUCCGGGCCGGCGAAGCGUGGGAGUUUUGCCUACCGAUGAAGCCACAGCAGCAAACCGUGCCGAUCGGCCGUGCUGCAGCUGCUGCUGGAAACAUGCUCGAGGUCAGCUACGACCUCGGCCUGCCGGUAUUUGUCUACUUUGGGACGCUCCUCGGGGCGUGGCGCGACGAGGCGAUCAUUCCCCAUACAAGGGACAUUGAUAUUGUGAUGCCGUCCGACACGGACUGGGCCAAGGUGCAGGACGCCAUGUGGGCCCGGGGCUUUUAUGUCUUUAAGCGCGAUAUCCACGGUGCCUGCGUUGCGUCCCACCACCCGCUGGCAGGUCUUUUGUACGCCCCCAAUAAUUCGCUUGUCAAAACCCUCAUGUGGGACCACGGCACGCCGUACUUGGACUUGUACGUGUGGCGUCGCGCAUGGGGCCAAAAGAUCAGCGUCGAGACAGCGCUUCAGAAGCUCGACCGAAGACGCGACCCCGAGGCCAUGUUCCGAACCGAGUACAGCACAACGUAUGCACAGGACCCAGACCUGCACUUGGAGUCGUGCGAGUCGUAUUGCGACUAUCAAGUGCUCCAUAACGCGACCACCGUAUAG